This is a messenger RNA of Eucalyptus grandis, 520 nucleotides long. RefSeq names its product phytosulfokines 4. Gene Ontology annotation, molecular function: growth factor activity. Lineage: Eukaryota; Viridiplantae; Streptophyta; Magnoliopsida; Myrtales; Myrtaceae. Gene Ontology annotation, cellular component: extracellular region. Gene Ontology annotation, biological process: cell population proliferation. The record is from RefSeq and is a predicted model, not a curated record. The transcript is spliced from 2 exons. The coding region runs from base 110 to 367 and encodes 85 amino acids.
CCCGUUCUCCUUCUUCUCCGUGUCUCGUUCUGCGUUGUCUGACCCAUCUGUAGAAAGCUCGAAACCCAAAGAGAAGAGAAGAGAAGAGAAGAGAAGAGAGAGAGAGAAGAUGUCUCCGAGAGUCAAAUGUCUCGCCGUCUUGGCCCUCCUCGCCGUCUCCUUCGCCGCCGUGUCCUCGGCGGCGCGCCCCCUGCCAGCAUCUCGCGGCGCCGCUUCGGCUUCGACGACAGGGCCUCAGCCUCAGGUCGGUGAAGACUGUGGCGACGGCGGCGGCGGCGGCGGCGGAGGAGGGGCGGAGGAGUGCUUGAUGCGACGAACCCUAGACGCUCACCUCGACUACAUCUACACCCAGAAUCACCAGCCUUGAGAAGAUCAUUUUCAUCUUCUUUUUUUUUCUUUUACUUUAUUUUAGUUUUCAUUUCUCAAUUUUUCAUUUAGUGAUACUUUUUUUUUCCUUCCAAAUUCAUGUUUUUUUUUUUGUGCGUUUUAAAGUAAUCAAAUCAAUGGGAGGCUUGGGUCA